AUGGAGGCACAGCGUAUAUUCCCACCUCCCCGCCCUCUUUGUGCUUCACAAUUUGCGCUUGCUAACUAUGCAUGUGCAUUGCUGCCCUUCACUCCAACGCCCCCUCUGACACCGCCCUCCCCUCCCCCCUCUUCUCCCCCCGAUGAUGACGGAGGUCAGGAACAGGAACACGAACAUGAGCACGGGCAUGGACAUGGGCAUGGACACGGGCACGGGCAUAGACAUGGUCAUAAUAGGCACAGGCAUGGGGGGCACCAUGAACCCGAACCCUCACCUGCAGAAGAUAACUGUUGUAGAUGGUUGACCCAGCUGGAUAAUGAGUGUGUGUGUGAAUUGCUGGUGCACCUGCCUACAUUCCUCCUUAAGCCUACCCAUGCCUACACUGUAACUGUUGGGGAAUCCUGUCGUGUUACCUACACAUGCGGAACUCCGAUCAGGAUAAAGGUCUGAAUAAACAUCUUACUACCUUGUGAAGCCCGGCGGUACUCAUCAGAGUACGGAGAAUUUUAUUUAUAUAUGCUGCAUGCUAUGUUUAGUGUUAUGACAUUUAAUGGUACGUAUGAGUGUAAUGCUGAAUCUUGUCAUAGUGUGGUGUUCGUUUAGCAGCUUAUAUUUCUAAUAAUUUUGAGCUUUCAACAUAGAUUUGAAGUUGUUG
Messenger RNA from Prunus mume (Japanese apricot), 655 nucleotides. Its product is annotated as Tetratricopeptide repeat (TPR)-like superfamily protein. The record is from RefSeq and is a predicted model, not a curated record. Lineage: Eukaryota; Viridiplantae; Streptophyta; Magnoliopsida; Rosales; Rosaceae.